This is a messenger RNA of Microsporum canis CBS 113480, 423 nucleotides long. Its product is annotated as histone H2B. Gene Ontology annotation, cellular component: nucleosome. Gene Ontology annotation, molecular function: structural constituent of chromatin; DNA binding; protein heterodimerization activity. Gene Ontology annotation, biological process: nucleosome assembly. Bases 1 to 423 code for a protein of 140 amino acids. The transcript has 3 exons. The record is from RefSeq and is a predicted model, not a curated record. Lineage: Eukaryota; Fungi; Ascomycota; Eurotiomycetes; Onygenales; Arthrodermataceae.
AUGGCACCAAAAGCUGCUGAGAAGAAGCCCUCCACCGCCGGCAAGGCCCCGGCUGGCAAGGCGCCCGCUGAGAAGAAGGAGGCCGGCAAGAAGACUGCCUCUGCCGCCUCUGGAGACAAGAAGAAGCGCACCAAGGCCAGAAAGGAGACCUACUCCUCCUACAUCUUCAAGGUCCUCAAGCAAGUCCACCCCGACACCGGUAUCUCCAAGCGCGCCAUGUCCACCCUCAACUCUUUCGUCAACGACAUCUUCGAGCGUGUUGCCACCGAGGCCUCCAAGCUCGCUGCCUACAACAAGAAGUCCACCAUCUCCACCAGAGAGAUUCAGACCUCCGUCCGUCUCAUCCUCCCCGGUGAGCUGGCCAAGCACGCCGUCUCCGAGGGCACCAAGGCCGUCACCAAGUACUCUUCCUCUGCCCGAUAA